This is a messenger RNA of Aquila chrysaetos chrysaetos, 818 nucleotides long. RefSeq names its product mitochondrial ribosomal protein L30 (gene MRPL30). Gene Ontology annotation, biological process: translation. The transcript is spliced from 5 exons. The record is from RefSeq and is a predicted model, not a curated record. Lineage: Eukaryota; Metazoa; Chordata; Aves; Accipitriformes; Accipitridae. Gene Ontology annotation, molecular function: structural constituent of ribosome. The coding region runs from base 159 to 614 and encodes 151 amino acids. Gene Ontology annotation, cellular component: mitochondrion; large ribosomal subunit.
GGGGCUGGCUUCACCCUGCUGCCAGCUUCGCCCCCUCGCCCGGUCGGUGCUUCCCCUGAGAGCAGAGCGCGGCCGUUGGAAAGGCCGAGGAGCCCGCGGGCGCCCGGUGUCAGCACAGUCUGUUCUUCAGCCGCCGAGAGACGUGAUAAACGCGGGAUAUGUGCUCACCCGGUCUGAGCAUGCUGGGGAAGAGGAUAGAGGGGAUGGCGUCCGCAGUGUGGGCUCGUUGUCUCUUUACCAGGUCGAGAAUUCCAGACUCGGUAUUUCAGCCGCAGCCUGGAGAUCAUGAAAAGUAUGGAGGUGACCCUGAGCAGCCCCACAAAAUCCAUGUUAUUACCAGAAUAAAAAGUGUAAUUGGUCGCCCGUAUUGGGAAAAGAAGAUAAUAAAAGAUCUUGGACUGGAUAAAGCGCAUCAGCCAAGACUGCACAAAAAUAUCCCUUCUGUGAAUUCCAGGCUGAAAGUUGUUAAACACCUGAUAAGAAUACAGCCACUGAAACUACCUUAUGGGUUGCCAACAGAAGAGGAAAUGUCAGACACCUUUCUUACGAGCAAGGGAGAGCUUGUCAUUAAACGGCAUCUGAAACCUGUGGAGCAGAAAGAAAUUAAGUCAUAAGGUGUGCUGGUUGGAUUUAUACUUUAUAAAAUAAAUAAUUUAACUCCCAAGUUAAGAGUUUGUCUAUGAAAUGUAAACUUCUUACUGUGUCUGGUGUGAGUGGUGGAGGUGACACUGAUACUUAAAGAAGGAUUAUGUGUGUACAAAUAUAAAAUUCAGUGUUGAUAAUGUUUGCCUGAAAUAUUAAAUUAAUGAUAGGCUUUC